Messenger RNA from Zasmidium cellare ATCC 36951, 417 nucleotides. RefSeq lists its product as uncharacterized. The record is from RefSeq and is a predicted model, not a curated record. The transcript has 2 exons. The coding region runs from base 1 to 417 and encodes 138 amino acids. Lineage: Eukaryota; Fungi; Ascomycota; Dothideomycetes; Mycosphaerellales; Mycosphaerellaceae.
AUGGCACCAUCCCCACAAGAGAUCGCCGCUAUCUUUGAGAAGAUUGGGCCCAAGGGAGGUAACUUCAUGGAGCAUGCCGAUCCCGAUGUCAAGCUCGAGGUAAUGGGGCAUGACCAUCCUCACAAGAAUACCCACGAGAGCCAUGAAGCUAUGGCCAAGGAGUUCUUCGACCAAUUUGAGUGGGUUGACUGGGACACCAUUGAGAUCAAAGCCCGUCAAGUCAUUGGCGGAGGACCUUCUUCUGAGUGGGCCUCAGUCGAGCUCACUUCUGUAGGAAAGUCGAAGAAAGGCAAGCCCAUCAACCACGAGUUUGUUUUCAUUACGCGCUUCAACUAUUCCGGUAAUAUCACUGAGAUCAGGGCAUAUUUGGACUCUGCACACUUGGACAACCACCACACCCAUCACAAACAUGGCUAA